CCAAAUAAAUAAAUAAAAACUAUGCAAUUCACCUCAACAAUUAAUGAACAAAAAAGAAGAAAGAAACCAUACUCAUAUACUCACAUAAUUCUAUUAUUACAUUUCAUCUUCAAACAUGCAAGGGUUCUUUUUCAUGUUCUUGUUCAUCACUUCACUUUCUAUUCUCAUCACAAUCUCAACCUCUACAGAUACCUUAACCUCAUCACAAAUUCUCACAACAAACCAGACUCUUGAAUCAUCCAAUGAAACAUUCGUUCUUGGUUUCAUCCCCGGAACAAAUUCAAACAUUUAUUUAGCCAUAUGGUACAAAAACAUCGACCCCAGAACAGUUGUUUGGGUCGCAAACAGAGACCACCCUCUUCAAAAUAAUUCAACCAAUGAUGGCUUUCUCAAAAUUGGUGACAAUGGAAACAUAGUACUUCUCAAUUCAUCAUCAAACAACAACCUCGUAUGGUCUUCGAAUCAAACGACAGUUACUAAAAACCAACUUGUUCUUCAGCUUUUGGAUAAUGGAAAUUUAGUUCUUAGAGAAACAAACAUGAAUGAUCCUACAAAAUAUCUAUGGCAAAGCUUCGAUUACCCAACAGAUACUUUGUUACCAUCCAUGAGCAUCGGUUGGAACUUUGACAAAAACACGGAAAAACACUUAACUUCGUGGAAGAUCACAGGUGAAGACCCUUCAACAGGAGAUUAUUCAUACAAAAUUGAUUUUCAUGGUUUACCAGAAAUUUACCUACUGAAUGGUGAAAAGAUUAUAUAUCGAAGUAGACAUUGGAAUGAUGGCAUAUCUGGCAGUUUCGAGUUCUCAUGGAAUGAACACGGCAUAAACUACCAGCUUUUAAACGAAAAUCCAUCAACUUUUUCCCGACUCGUUGUGAGUUCGGAUGGUGUUCUUGAAUAUCUUAUUUAUAGUCAAAGUACUAAAACUUGGACAAUUUAUGGGGAUGAACCGAACAAUCAAUGUGAUCAUUACAAAGCGUGUGGUCCAUAUAGUUUUUGUGACAUUGAUGCUUCUCCUGUUUGUCAAUGUGUGGAAGGUUUCAGUCCUAAGAAUGAUCAAGCUAGGAAAUUGAGAGAUGGGUGUACGAGGAAAACGAAUUUGGAUUGUGAGAGUGAUGAGUUUUAUGAAAUGGAGAAUGUGAAGUUGCCUGAUACAACCUCUGUGUUUGUGAACAACACAAUGGAGAUUAAAGAAUGUGGUAAUUUGUGUCUUAGGAAUUGUUCUUGUACGGCUUAUUCUAAUGUUAAUAUAUCUUAUAAAGGAGGACGUGGUUGUGUUAUGUGGUUUGGUGAACUUGUUGAUAUCAUAAAGUAUCGUGCAGACGGACAAGAACUUUACAUACGCCGUGCUUAUCAAAAACUUGCAGCUGUAGACACAAAUGGGAAAAUAAAUGUUACAGCAAUCACCAUACCUACAGUGAUAGUGGCAACAAUUAUUAUUGCUGCUUGUACCUAUUUUUUAUGGUCAUUGGCUUCUAAACGUUCAGCUGGUUCAGGGCAUACCCCUCAAGAAAACCAAAGUGCAAGUCUAAUUAGAGAUAUUAAACAAGUUAAAAUAGAGGACCUUCCUUUAUUUGAGUUCAAAAACAUUUCCACUGCAACAAAUAACUUUAGUUCAGCUAAUAAGAUUGGACAAGGUGGUUUUGGUUCGGUGUACAAGGGAGAGUUGCCAGAUGGAUUAGAAAUAGCAGUGAAAAGACUUUCAAGAGCUUCAGGACAAGGUCUAGAAGAAUUUAUGAAUGAAGUGAUCGUGAUAUCAAAGCUUCAACAUCGCAAUCUUGUAAGACUUUUAGGCUGCUGCAUUGAAGGAGAAGAAAAGAUGUUGGUUUAUGAGUACAUGCCUAAUAACAGUUUAGAUUUUUAUCUUUUUGACCCAAAAAAAAAGAAGGUUUUAGAUUGGCAAAAACGGUUAUGCAUAAUUGAAGGAAUUUCUCGAGGGCUGCUUUAUCUUCAUAGAGAUUCAAGAUUAAGAAUAAUACACAGAGACCUAAAACCGAGUAAUAUCUUGUUGGAUGGUGAGCUGAAUCCAAAAAUAUCUGACUUUGGCAUGGCUAAAAUCUUUGGAAGUAGCGAAAAUGAGGGAAAUACAAGAAGGAUUAUGGGAACAUAUGGAUACAUGUCGCCAGAAUAUGCAAUGGAAGGAUUGUUUUCAGAGAAAUCAGAUGUUUUUAGCUUUGGCGUUUUGCUCCUCGAGAUAAUAAGCGGCAGGAAAAACACAAGUUUCCAUAAUCACGAGCAAGCACUCAGCCUCUUGGGAUAUGCAUGGAAACUAUGGAAUGAAGAGGAGAUUGUAACUUUGAUAGAUCCAGAAAUAUGUAAUCCAGAUUAUGUAGAUGACAUUUUGAGAUGCAUACAUAUUGGACUUCUUUGUGUUCAAGAGAUUGCAAAGGAGAGGCCUACUAUGGCCACUGUUGUUUUAAUGCUUAGUAGUGAGAUUGUUAAAUUUCCUUGCCCAUGUCAACCAGCAUUCAUUCAAAGACAGAUUGAGCAUAGAGGAGAGUUACCUGAACAGAGUGAAAACUCGAAUUCCACGAACGGUGUCACUAUCACAAGCUUGCAAGGCAGAUAAUUAGCAGACACGGCGAUGCCAUGGUUGAAAUAACUACAUUAUUCACACAAUGACAAUCCUGAACAUCCAGACCCUUAAGCUAGAGUACCCUAAACAACACAGAAAACAAAUCGUCAAUGAAAAUUGCAAUGACAUGUAUGCCAGAACCUGUACUAAAGCAACACUGCAACAGGACUAGCCAAAAAACUAAGAAUAAGUCCCUCCUGUCAUGUAUCUAUCUACCAAAACAGCAUAAUUAACACAUGGCCAUAGAAGUAUUAUUGCUGCUAUUGGAGUACGGUGAAUGAUUGUAAACUGAUAAGUUAUCAUUUUUGGACCAAUAUACUCACAUGUGUCCCCAAUAAAUCAUAAUUUUUUAUUUUA
Messenger RNA from Trifolium pratense (red clover), 2932 nucleotides. Its product is annotated as receptor-like serine/threonine-protein kinase SD1-8. Gene Ontology annotation, biological process: recognition of pollen; protein phosphorylation. The record is from RefSeq and is a predicted model, not a curated record. The coding region runs from base 116 to 2569 and encodes 817 amino acids. NCBI's taxonomy places the organism in Eukaryota, Viridiplantae, Streptophyta, Magnoliopsida, Fabales, Fabaceae. Gene Ontology annotation, molecular function: protein serine/threonine kinase activity; ATP binding. The transcript is spliced from 7 exons.